AUGUCUUCUUUAUUUUCUCUUUGCAGGGACGUGGGGCGGGAGCUGCUGCAUCUACUGCAGUUUGUGGAGCUGAACGCCACGGGCCUGAGGAAGAUCCUGAAGAAGUUUGACCGGCGUGUGGGCGUGAGGCUGGGACACAUGUACAUUGCUUCGCGCACGCUGCAUCCCUACUCGCACCUGCAGCAGAUCUUCAAACAAGUGGGUCUGGGCGCUAUGGGUCUGGGCGCCAUGGUGGGAACAAUCAUCCGCAAUCUGGACGAGUUGCACCGCAGGGAGCGGUGCUUCUCCUCGCCCUCCAAUCUCCUCUCACCACGUGGUGCCGGCACGCCCAGACGCACGUCCUUCUCGCUCUUCAGGCAGGGGGACGAGUCCCCGGUGUACGUGGCUCAGGAGGAGCCCAUCAUUCAGGUGGGUGCUGCUGAUGGUGCAACCGUUUACAGUGAUGCGCACGUGGUGGCACGUGGUGGCACUCCCAGACGCCUGUUUGCACUCUUCAGGCAGGGGGACGAGUCCCCGGUGUACGUGGCUCAGGAGGAGGAGCCGAUCAUUCAGGAAAUCGAGGCGGCACGGGCGAAGCUGACAGACGCGGUGGGGUACAGCACGUACAUGGCCAAGGGGCUGCUGCUGCCGCCUGCUCCUGAGAGAGGGCCCGAGGCAGGGGAGCCGGAGUUCCACUGGUGGUCGCUGCAGCUCAACCAGUUCAACACGUUCCUCUACAUGAGAGGGCCCGAGGCAGGGGAGCCGGAGUUCCACUGGUGGUCGCUGCAGCUCAACCAGUUCAACACCUUCCUCUACAUGGUGAACCACUACACCAUUGUCCCAACCUCAGACGAGUACGCAGUCCUCCUCUCCGCCCCGCCAGCCCUGUGCGGUAUCAUCGUGAACUACUACAUCAUCGUGCCAACCUCCGACGAGUAUGCCAUACUCCUCUCCGCGCCACCCGCUCUCUGCGGCAUCAUCAUCGGCGCCACGCCCCUCUGCGCCCUGGUGAACUACUACAUCAUCGUGCCCACAUCAGACGAGUACGCAGUCCUUCUCUCCGCGCCACCCGCUCUCUGCGGCAUAAUCAUUGGCGCCACGCCCCUCUGUGCGCUGGUGUCAGCCUUCAUCUUCAGCAAGUGGUCCAACACGUCCUACACGCAGCCCUUACUCGUCUCCACGCUCGUCCUGCUGCUCGGCAACUUCGUCUACGCUGCUGCUCUGGAUUUCAACUCCGUCGCCCUCUUGCUCAUCGGCCGGUCGCUCACCGGGCAGGGCCGCAGGGGUAGACCUGGAAGGAGUGGGCAGGGGCGAGAGGAGGGGAUAGGGGAGGGGUGGGUGGAGAGGGUGGGUUCAGCAUCAUUGGGGAUCCGGAAAAAGGGGGCAGAGGGGAAAGGAGGAGGGGAGGAGAGAGGGAAAAGCCUGGGAGGAGUGCGAGCGAUUAACCGCAGAUACAUAGCCGACCACGUGCCAUCAUCUGAACGCACCUCAGCCUCAGCGGGCUUUGUAAGCGCCGGCGCGCUGGGCAUGGCAGCAGGGCCCUUCGCCGCCUCCCUGAUCGACUUCCUCAACUUCAAGUUCCUCGGCUUCACUGUCAACUCAGUCACCUCCCCUGGCUGGCUCAUGGUGCUCUCCUGGCUGCUCUACCUCGCUUUUGUGGUUCUUUUCUUUAAGGAGCCGGACCGGACACACCUGCAGCCGGUGCCGGCAGCAACGGGGGUGAAGUCCGGAGGGAAUUUGAGAAGGAGGGGGUCUAAAGAGGCUGCGCUGGGAGGGAACCUGAAGAGGGGGGGUUCUAAAGAAGCGGCGCUGGGUGGGAUGGGAGCGGUGGGCGUGAAUGGGGUUGUGGGGGAGAGGGGAGGGUGGGGGGAUAGGGAUGGAGUGGUGGUGGGAGAGGGGAGUAUGGUGACUGCUGCGUCGCCUGCUGAUGGCGCAGUGAAGAUUGAAGAGGAGGGAUUUGGCACAGGGGCAGGAGUCGAAGUGUGGGGAGGGGCGGUAGCAGGGAGAGGAGAGAAUAGAGGGGCUGGGAGCGCCUUAUCCGAGCCUCUGUUGAGGGGGCUGGCAGGGCAGGACAGUAGGAAUAGUGUGACAGCAGCGACAGCAGCACGGCGAGUGCACAGUGGGAUGGUUGACGAGAGCGACGCGCGAACUUGGCUGAUGCUAGCCUCUCUGCCGGACAUAGAUGAGGGGGAGGACGAGGAGGACGAGGAUGAUGAUGCUGCAUCAUCCACCGGGGCUGUGGAGACGCUUUCAGAGCUCAUGAAGGAGCUGUCACGGCCCAUCUCGGUCCUCCUCUUCAUGUACUUCAUGAUCAAAUUCGCCACAGAGGUGCUUAUAUCGGAGUCCAGCCUUAUCUCCAAGUACUACUUCCAAUGGACCAUCAACGACAUUGGUUGGUUUCUGGGUCUCCUGGGUCUCACAGUGCUGCCCAUCAGCUCGGUGGUUGGAAAUUACAUCACCAACAUAUACGAGGACAGGCUGGUGAUCAUGUGGACGCAGGGCCUGAUCGCAGUUGGGGUGAUAGCUGUGAUGUGUUUUGCGCCAAUCAUCAAGUACACUACACAGCAGUACAUUGUUGCUGCUGUCAUCAUCUUUGUCUCCUGCAACGUGCUCGAAGCUUCGACACUGACGGGUCUACAUUUCGGAGUGACGGCUCUGGUCGGAAUGGCAUCGGCUGCGCUGGGAUACCUGAACAGCAAGAACACGGUCCCGCUGUGGGAGCUGAUCUGGUUCUCCAUUGUUGCGAAUCUCUCCAUUGUCUCCAUGAAUCUCAGCCUCAUGCUCAACACCGUCGGAUUCUACCAGAUUGCCAAGUUGAGCAUCAUUCCAGUGGUCUGCUUCUUCGAAGCUCUCCUCCAUUCAAAGGCCUACUCGCGCGAGGUCAAGUUCUCCGUGGCAGUGGUCAUGGUGGGAGUGGGUGUGUGCACCGUCACCGACAUCAACAUGAACGCCUUUGGCUUCGUCGCCGCUACCGUCGCCGUCAUCAGCACGUCUCUGCAGCAAAUCUUCAUCGGGUCGCUGCAGACCAAGUACAGCAUCGGCUCCUUCGACCUGCUCAGCCAGACGGCUCCCAUUCAGGCGGCACUGCUCCUGCUGCUCGGCCCCGUUAUUGACUACUUCCUUAUCUCGCAAUCCAUUUUGAAAUACCAGCUCACAUGGGGCUCUGCGAUUUUCAUCGGCCUCUCGUGCUUCUUCGCAGUCUUCUGCAAUCUCAGCCAGUACCUCUGCAUUGGAAAGUUCUCAGCGACGUCCUUCCAGGUCCUGGGUCACAUGAAAACGGUCCUGGUUCUCGCCAUGGGCUUCCUCGUAUUCAGCUCUCCGAUCACCAUGAAGAACGUGAUGGGUAUGCUGAUGGCUGUGUUGGGAAUGGUUCUAUACAGCUGGGCUGUUGAGAAGGGCAAGAAGGAGAAGGAAGCAAGGGACAAGCUUCAGAGAUCUCCUAUGGUGUCUGCUGCUCUUCCAACCAAAAUGCCAGAUGAGGGGAUGGAGAAUGGUGAAAAGUUGGCACUGCUGUCUAGCAACGAUGAUGUUGAAGCUGGAAGGCAAGGCUAA
Messenger RNA from Closterium sp. NIES-65, 3531 nucleotides. The record is from the annotation of a GenBank genome assembly. Lineage: Eukaryota; Viridiplantae; Streptophyta; Zygnematophyceae; Desmidiales; Closteriaceae.